AUGCCUACCAACAGAGAUAUUCCUAUUCAAGAAGAGGAAAUGGAGCAGCCACUACCCUAUCAACCGCCGGAACAACAAAUAUUCGAGGAAGAACUAUUGGAGCCGCAGUUAAAUCGGAAACACCGACAACGUCUAAAGCACCUACGACGCACACUUUCAAGCGAGAAGGAUUCGGACGACCAGUAUGAGUUUAAUAAUACCAUCAUUAGCAAGUUAUCAUCGCUGCAGAAUGUCCAAGAAUGUAGUACUGUCAUCAGUGAUGUGAUCCAGGACCUAGCUGUGAGAAAUGAAACACUCAUAAUCGCGGACUCCCACCCGCAAGUAUUCCAAUUUCUGGAUAGCAAGAUUAAGUCGGAUUCCCUCAAGUCUAUGGACCCCCGACUUAGUGAGUUUAUGGAGUCUAUCAGGAAGAAGGAGCAAGAGGGCAGCAGGAAACGAAAGUCAUCAUCACCGCAGCCCUUUCGUGGCAAGGAAGCAGCAUGGCGCCCUGCUUCCUUCGCCCGUCGCCCGCCAACUUCAUACUGGAGCAGGCCAUAUGCGGAUCGCAGGCCCUAUUCUUAUGCAGGGCGUGACAUCCCUCCCACGCGCUCGACAAGGGAGUUUCCGAGGAAAAUAGAAGAAAGUCGUCCUGUAACCGUUGCGGAAGAGAAGGCCACUGGGCCAAAGAAUGCCCGCAAAACCACUAGUGAGUUUUUAGCUGGUUCGAUUCAUUGUUUCCAUACGGAAUGGUUGGCUCUCGAGCCCUCAAAGCUGGUCUCGACCACAGUGCUUAACGGGUACUCGUUGCCCUUAUAUUCAAUCCCGUCGAAACCAGCGAAUUCGGGCAACAGAAAGUCAGCUCUCAUGCACAAAGACUUCGUGAAUAAAGAAAUUACAGAGCUUCUCUCGACCGGAGCUAUUCAAGAAGUUUCCAUCGGUGCCUGCAACUCUCUUCAUGUUCACCCUCUAUCAGUAGGCCAAAGAUUGGUAUUAGACUUAUCUCAUUUGAAUAAGUUCUUACAUGUGCCAAAAAUCAAGCUGGAUGAUAUCAGUAGCAUUAUUAAUGCUUUGCCUGAGGGAGGCUUUAUGGCUACUUUUGAUCUCAAAGCCGGAUAUCAUCAUGUGCGGAUUGCACAAAACCACACAGACCUGUUAGGAUUUCACUGGGAGGAUAAAUAUUACAAGUUUUUAUGCCUACCUUUCGGAUUGUCUUCCGCACCCUACAUCUUCACUAAAUUGCUCCGCAGUUUCAUCAAGGUAUGGAGAGCCCAGGGUAGGGGAAUCGCUAUUUACAUUGAUGAUGGUAUUAUAUUUGAAAGAUCGAGAGCAGCCUGUGCAGAAACAGUGUCUAUUAUCCGGUCCGACCUCAAGCGGGCAGGUUGGUUCUUCGCCGAAGACAAGUGUAAAUGGGACCCUUCGCAAUCGUGCACAUGGUUAGGUUUUAAUAUUGAUUUAUCUGCUAUGUCCAUAUCAGUAGCGCCAGAGAGGUUGGCCAAGGCAGUGCACCGACUCGAUGUGAUGCGCUCGCUCCUCAAGCCUUCACUGUAUGAAAGAUUACGUUGGGCCGGAACACUGUCUUCAUUGCACACUGUUUUGAACAUAGUAGAUAAACGCAAUACGAGGGCAGUAUCUCGUGAGAUAGCGGCAGCGCAAGCUCAAGAUUGGCCGCUGUCCAAGGCAUGGCCCAAACUAGCGAAGAGCACCUCGAGCUACGCUACUGGACAAAUAGGUUACGACAAGGUUAAGGACAGUACCGUAUCUCAUAUAAUAGAUGUCGAUGCGUCAGAUCACUCAUUGGCGCACACAUUUAGAGAACUUCCGCAUUAUCUCCUAGGGGAGUCCAGCACAGCCCAGGGAACUUUUUGCCAUACAUUUUGCUUUGGACACUUACAAAGAAUUAUUGAUCGUGUGUUGAUCAACACGGACAGCCAAAGUUCGGUGACCAUAUACAAUAAGGGAAGUUUAGGGUUGCACCUGCAUCAGCUGGCACAGAACAUUUGGGAUUUAGAAAGACAUCACGGGUUCCAAUUGUUAGUUAGAUGGAUUCCCAGAUCAGAUAAUGAGGAGGCAGACUUUGCUAGCCGCCAGAUAGAUUAUGAUGACUGGAGAAUAGCAGACCGUAUUUUCACGGCCGUCACUUCAAAAUGGGGAGAGCCCCAAUAUGAUAUGUUCGCCAACGAUAGAAAUACACGAUGUGAUAUAUUCUUUUCCAGAUUUCACUGUCCAGGAUCCUCAGGGAUUGACGCCUUCGCUCAUUCUGAACCGUGGAAAAAUGGAUUUCUAUGGUUAGUUCCACCAAUCAAUAUGAUUUCAAAAACGCUCAAAUGGGCCAAAAUGCAUGGAUCUAAAGGCAUUUUGGGGUGCCCGCUUUGGGAAUCACAGCCUUUUUACCCAAUCAUCAAAUAA
Cooperia oncophora is the source of this 2385-nucleotide messenger RNA. NCBI's taxonomy places the organism in Eukaryota, Metazoa, Nematoda, Chromadorea, Rhabditida, Trichostrongylidae. The record is from the annotation of a GenBank genome assembly.